GCUUUUUGCGCUCGUGUGCCCCCCGCUCUCGGACAACGUUUCCUCGAGCUAGCUCGCCCGCUUCUCAGUGGACCGCUUACCUAGCUCGGAAAUUCAGGCAGAAAUGGAGCCUUCUGUCGCGGUAGAGCGGAAGACCUCACGUUCCAGCGCCUCCUCGGUGGCCAAGGAGAAGGAACCAAUGUCCGACCCAGAGGUACAGAUGACGAAAGAGUCGGUCAAUGAGGAGGAAGAGGUGUGGUCAUCAAAACGCCUGUGGCUGGCGAGAUUGCGAAUAGUGAUCUUGACUGCCCUCGCCGGCGUUAUUCUUGGCUGGUGGAUCACGUCAACCAUUCUUCCCGCAACGCGCCAUAGAUGGAUCGUGCAGACGUUUUGGGCAUGGUUUUUCAUCGUUGUCAUCGCGUUCCGAUUCAUCCCAAACCGUUUUGUAACUCAUCCCGUUGCCGCAUUCUGGAUCCCCUGCGUGCAAGAACCAUGGUACAAGCUACCAAGGCGACUCCGCCUGACUAUUGGUUGGGUGUGUCUUCUGGGCACAGUCUUCGGCUCGGCGUUCGGCUUCCCCCUUACCGGUAACACAACAUAUGGUGACCGUGCUAUCUCAGUGCUCGGCCUGUUUGUUUUCCAGUUCUGCUUUUGGGCGACCUCGGCGCACCGUUCUGCGGUUCCAUGGCCAACGGUCAUUGUUGGCUUGUUCAUUCAGCAGGCUAUUGCCAUGUUUGUGCUCAAAUCGGGCGCUGGUUUCCAUAUCUUCAAAUGGGUCGCGCUUCUGGCGUCCGACUUCCUGUCCCAGUCCACCGCCGGUGCUGAAUUCUUCUUCAGCGCAGCAGUCGUUGCCGAAGAGUACUUUUUCGUCAACACGUUGGCCGCCAUCAUUUUCUUCAUCGCGUUCGUGCAGAUGAUGUACUAUCUCGGUGUCAUGCAAUGGCUCCUCAAAGGCUUUGCAAUGGUCUUCUUCAAGUUAAUGAAUGUCUCUGGAGCAGAGGCCGUCAUCGCCUCCGCGUCGCCCUUUAUCGGCCAGGGCGAGUCUGCGUGUCUCGUCAAGCCCUACGUUGACCUCAUGACGCCCUCCGAGCUGCACCUGACGAUGACCUCCGGGUUCUCGACCAUAUCCGGCUCUGUGUUUAUUGCGUACAUCAACCUCGGCGUGCCCCCGCAAACCCUCAUCACCGCGUCCGUGAUGAGCAUUCCCGCGUCUAUUGCAAUCAGCAAGAUGCGCAUGCCUGAGGUUGACGAGCCCAUCACGCGUGGGCACGUUACGAUCGACCGCGGCGCGGACAAUGAGAAGAACAAGCCCGCGAACGCGCUUCAUGCGUUCAGCCAGGGCGCGCUCUUCGGUCUCAUCGUCGCCGGCCAGAUUCUCGCGAACGUGCUGACAGUCGUAUCGCUCGUCGCCUGUGUCAACGGCCUCUUGACCUGGAUCGGCCGCGGCUUUGGCUUCCACGCGCUCACGCUGCAGCUCAUCCUGCGGUACAUUUUCUACCCCAUCACGUUCUUCAUGGGCGUGCCGCGCAACGAGAUCCUGCCCGUCGCGCAGCUGCUCGCCACCAAGCUCAUCGCGAACGAGUUUGUCGGAUACACCGACCUGCGCGCGAUCAUGAAGAGCGACAACCCGCUCUCGCAGCGCGCGUUCACCAUCGCGUCGUACUCGCUCUGUGGGUUCGCGAACCUCGGCUCGCUCGGCAUCCAGGUCGGUGUGCUCAGCGCGCUCGCGCCCACGCAGGCGAAGGUCAUCGCGCGCUCGGCGACGUCCGCGAUGAUCUGCGGCUUCAUUUCCACAUUACAAGCCGCUGGAAUCGCAGGUAUGCUUGUGUAG
Postia placenta MAD-698-R-SB12 is the source of this 1810-nucleotide messenger RNA. RefSeq lists its product as hypothetical. The coding region runs from base 104 to 1810 and encodes 568 amino acids. The transcript has 10 exons. Gene Ontology annotation, biological process: nucleoside transmembrane transport. The record is from RefSeq and is a predicted model, not a curated record. Lineage: Eukaryota; Fungi; Basidiomycota; Agaricomycetes; Polyporales; Adustoporiaceae. Gene Ontology annotation, cellular component: membrane. Gene Ontology annotation, molecular function: symporter activity; nucleoside transmembrane transporter activity.